Messenger RNA from Aphanomyces astaci, 252 nucleotides. RefSeq lists its product as hypothetical. Lineage: Eukaryota; Oomycota; Saprolegniomycetes; Saprolegniales; Verrucalvaceae. The transcript has 2 exons. The record is from RefSeq and is a predicted model, not a curated record. Bases 1 to 252 code for a protein of 83 amino acids.
AUGAAUGUGCUGCCCGUCGAACUGCGUCGCAUGCUCACAGGCAGCGUCAGCACAUCGGCCAGCCAAACGUUUUUGUGCGCACAGGUGACUGUCUUGGUGCAACGCAAGCAUUGCCAAUCGUUUUCACCGCGCAGCUGCAGCAACACGCGAUUCAAGAGGUCUGUUCCGUCGUGCACGGACGAAAACACUGCUGUGCUCGUAUUUCGGGUCGAAACGCCGAACUGCACACUGGGCGGAAUGUCGGACAGUUAA